UCGCUUCUUGCACAAACAGCAGAACCGUACCGAAUCGCCACCAUGGGAAAGCCUCGAAUGAUUAUUCUGGUGCGGCACGCACAGUCCGAAGGCAACAAGAACCGCGACAUCCAUCAAUUCAUCCCCGACCACCGUGUUAAGCUCACCACUCAAGGCCGCGGUCAGGCUGAAGAGGCAGGCCGCCAGUUGCGCUCACUGCUCAAACCGGACGAUACGAUCCAAUUCUUCACUUCCCCCUACCGCCGUACUCGCGAGACCACCGAAGGCAUCCUCAAGACGCUCACUUCAGACGACCCCACGCCCUCGCCAUUUCCCCGCCACAAGAUCAAGGUUUUCGAAGAACCGCGCCUACGCGAACAGGACUUUGGCAACUUCCAGCCAUGUUCCGCCGAGAUGGAGAGGAUGUGGCAGGAGCGCGCCGACUACGGUCACUUCUUCUACCGCAUACCGGACGGCGAGAGCGCUGCAGAUGCCUAUGAUCGCGUCAGUGGUUUCAACGAGAGCUUGUGGCGCCAAUUUGGCGAUGCCGACUUCCCCAGUGUCUGCGUCCUCGUCACCCAUGGCAUGAUGACCAGAGUCUUUUUGAUGAAGUGGUACCAUUGGUCGGUCGAAUACUUUGAGGACCUUCGUAACGUCAACCACUGCGAAUUCAUCGUCAUGAAACAAAGCGACACCAACGGAAAGUACAUCCUACAAAACGAACUGCGCACCUGGUCCGACCUCAAGAAACGUUCUGCCACUACGGCACCACCGGCAAACGGGACUGUUACUACCACACCCGCUCGCACGAAUUCCCUCACUACAAAUGCAAAUUCAUCUCCCACCAUUCCCGUGCGCCGCUGGGGAGGGUGCGUUAACGGCUGCAAUCACGACAAGAUGAAUUGGCCGCGCCGCAUCGUGCGCAAGAACACGGCCGAUUUCCUCACCAGUCAGCCCGUGAACCUCCCUCCGCCCGUGAUUGACGGCGAACAGGACGACCAUCCCAUCGCAGCCCAGGAAGCCGAUCACGCGGGCGUCGCCGUCAAGGAACCAACCCUAGUAAGCAAGCUGGCACGUCGGACCAGCAACAAAGUCUCCUCUACUGGCCCGACUCUGCCACUCACUCCAGCCUCCCCCAACGAUGCCUCCGACGACCUCUCCAGCUCCGAUGAUACACCCGGCGUAUUGAGUAGCGAAGAUCCCCCAGCAGGCGAUGCGUCAACCUCCUCCAUCUCACACCUCCGCCCUCAAAAUUCCGCGCCCCGGACCGCCGCGAUUAUGCGCCAUCUGCAACCGCCCACCAGCCCACAGCCCGGCGAGGGCUUCUCCGACGACUCGGACUACUUUCCAGGCAUGCAGUACCUCCACCGUCAUCACCACCACGGCCAUCACCACAGCUCUCCUGCCAAACCCAAGGUGCGCGCCAGCUCCAAACCCCGUAGCCAACUUCUUAAGGAGACGAAGGCUGCCCGCAAACAAACGGAAAAGGGAUGGAUGGAGCAAUCGGGUAUGGGAACUGGCGCCCGUGCAGAUGCCCUCGGUGAUGGUGACGAACUCAGCGAUACGCCUCCGCAGACCGUCACUGAGUCCAUCGACGGUACGAUUAGCAAAAACGCGAGCGAGAAACCGAUUCUGAGGGAGGCGCUCAAGGGCGACAUGAUUGUCGAAAACAGCGAGGAGGAGCGCGCGGAUGGAAACGAAGCCGUUGAUAUCCAGGUCCGAGAAAAGAAGUUGACCGAGAAGGACAUUGAAGAAGCUAAAGAUCAGGAUCGGAAGAGUUUGAGCGAGGUUUAUUGA
This is a messenger RNA of Periconia digitata, 1776 nucleotides long. The record is from the annotation of a GenBank genome assembly. Lineage: Eukaryota; Fungi; Ascomycota; Dothideomycetes; Pleosporales; Periconiaceae.